Coregonus clupeaformis (lake whitefish) is the source of this 1145-nucleotide messenger RNA. RefSeq names its product microfibril-associated glycoprotein 4. Lineage: Eukaryota; Metazoa; Chordata; Actinopteri; Salmoniformes; Salmonidae. Gene Ontology annotation, biological process: elastic fiber assembly. The record is from RefSeq and is a predicted model, not a curated record. The transcript is spliced from 6 exons. Bases 27 to 833 code for a protein of 268 amino acids.
GCUCUGGUUGUCUUUAUAAAAGACACAUGCAUCUUUGUGGGGCAGACAUCUGCUCAGUCACUCAUACAGUAAACUGUACAAAAGUUUCCUUCAAAGGCAAACGGACAUCUAUCUCAACAACGAUGUUCAGCUUGCUGCUGGCUCUGCUGUUCCCCGUGGUGGUGCAGUCCUCCCUGCAUCCAGUGGACUGUAAUGAGGUGUACCGAUCAGGUUUUGGACUGAAUGGGGUUUACACCAUUCAUCCUGCAGGACCCACCUCACCUGUCCAGGUGUUCUGUGACAUGUCGAUGGACAGUGCAUAUCUAGGAAAGUGGACGGUGAUUCAAAACAGACAGGACGGAUCAGUGAACUUCCACAGGAAGUGGGAUGAGUACAAGAGUGGGUUUGGGAGCGCAGCUGGAGAGCACUGGCUGGGGCUGGAGACGAUGCAUCUCCUGACUACGAAAGGAACCUAUGAGCUGAGGGUGGACAUGGAGGACUUUGAGGGGAAGAAGGUCUAUGCUCAGUACUCCUCCUUCUCUGUUGGACCAGAGGCUGAAGGAUACCUGCUAAAGCUGGGCUCAUUCAAAGAUGGAGGAGCAGGAGAUUCUAUGACUCAUCACAGUGGUCAGAAAUUUACAACGUUAGAUAAAGACCAGGACCUUAACCUCAACAACUGUGGCCAGAUGUACUACAGUGGAUUUUGGCACAACAACUGCCAUUGGACUAAUCCCAAUGGGAUAUACGCAUGGGGGGAGUCUGCCUACGGUAUUGGCAUCAACUGGAAAACAUGGAAAGGCUUUACAUACUCCCUGAAAACCAUUACCAUGAAGAUCAGACCAGCCACUGAAUAGAAGUGAAACGGCUUAACUGAUAACCAUCUCUACUUCUAACUAAAUUGUUAAAUCAACAUUUUCAAUAACAAUGAUUGCCACAAAAACAUAUUUCUACCACUUACACACAUUACGUUUACAGGGCAGGGGGUAUCUUUAUUUCUAAGUGUGAUUGGGUCUUCAGAGAUCAUUAGAGGGUGCAGCAGGACACAGAAGAUCCUCUGAUCUACUAAGAAGUGCAGCUUUGCCAUAGCAACAGAAACCUGACUGCAGUGGGGAUGAUGUGACUCCAACCCAUCCUCUGUCUGUCUCUUUCAUACCCUAACCCACUGU